CUUCGGUUUGACACUUGAUGCCGUCUGCUGGGUGAGGUUUGUGUUAUUUCGCAUUUUCUCGCAAAUACAGCCCAAUUCUGCGGGAUUUCCCUCGCCAAAACGCGCUAACGGUGUUUCCGAGUUGGCAUAAGGAGACUUUUAUGGUACGCGAAGUCCAUCAGGAACCAUUUAUUCAUCAUGAGUUCCCAGCGGAAAGUGGUGAAACGGGAGAAUUUGAAUUAUACCAAUUAUAUCGACCUCCUGCAGCAGACAAUUGAGCACAGCGAGAGCCAAGGCGAUCCGCUCUCGGAGCAGAUAAUCGAGGAGGAGAUGGUCGUGGAGGAGUGCGAUCAGGAGAAGAAGGUGGAUUUGGAUGCAUUUGAAGUGAGCGUGGAUAACCAGUACGAGAUCCAGGGAGAUGCACGGACUGGAGCCAAGGGAGAUGCAGACUCCGACGAUGAGAUUCGCAUUGUGCUGAAGAGGAAGAGACCCAGACCAGGCGGUGCGACAGACAAUGCCUCCCUCAAUGACAUCUACAUGCUGCUGCUGAACAUGGAGAAGAGGAUCACAAACAUCGAGAAGUGGAUAAGGAACUCCUCCGGGCCUGUCGUUGUCACGAACUCGUCAAUUGUGACCAAACUCCUGCCCAUGAAGAGUUUCCAGGAGGUGAAGGACUUCGACGAUAUGCUGGACGAUGCUGACUUUGAGGCAGCCUUUGUGAAUUUCGUGCAGAAUGCAGAGCUGAAGGACAUAAUGGACGACAACCUGAUCAUGGAAUACAACUACACUGGCGUGCACAAGAAACACCCGCUCAGAGAAUGCAGAUUCAUACAGGUGUGGAAGGACGCCUCGAACUUGGCGGAGACAGAGUUUGCUAAGAAUAUCAAGAUUGAAGUGGGAGCCGCUCACAACAGACAUCACAGUCGACAGGCUCGCCUCAGGAAGAUCAAUUCCUCGAUGUAAGAAUUUAGCUCUAGAGAUCCUUGAAUGCCCUGUUGAAUAUGGAAUACAAAUAAAGCCGCCCGUACUGAGCAAAUAA
Phlebotomus argentipes is the source of this 1018-nucleotide messenger RNA. RefSeq lists its product as uncharacterized. The transcript has 3 exons. Lineage: Eukaryota; Metazoa; Arthropoda; Insecta; Diptera; Psychodidae. The record is from RefSeq and is a predicted model, not a curated record. The coding region runs from base 178 to 942 and encodes 254 amino acids.